Molecule: messenger RNA, 781 nt
Organism: Sceloporus undulatus (fence lizard)
Lineage: Eukaryota; Metazoa; Chordata; Lepidosauria; Squamata; Phrynosomatidae
Product: spermatogenesis-associated protein 16-like
Exons: 5
Coding region: 84-599 (171 amino acids)
Biological process (GO): spermatogenesis
Cellular component (GO): Golgi apparatus
Source: RefSeq, a predicted model, not a curated record
CUGACUGGUCAUGUCCUUCUCCACAAACUUAUUUGCUGACACUGGGCUUCCGAAACAAAGAAGUUGGAAAAUUUCUAGAAAAGAUGUCUUGCAGGAAGUUGCUGACAUUUUCAGAUCAUAAAGCUCCUUUCAGCCCUCUCACUAAAGAAGAAGCAGGGAGACAUCUGGAGACCAUUGGGAAAAGAAUCUUGCCAAUCAUGGAUUUCAUUAGAGGCACCAAAUUAACUGAGACCUUCUGUGCAUGUUCAGGCAUGAUAGAGAAGCUGCAGCAUGCCAGCCUCCUUGGCCGCUUGCAGCGUGUCAAGGAGCAGUCCCAAGUGAUCAAUCAAGCCAUGGCUGAGCUUGCCACCAUUCCCUACCUCCAGGAUAUCAGCCAGCAGGAUGCUGAAUUGCUGCAGUCACUAAUGGCAGAUGCCAUGGACACCCUCGAAGGAAGGAAAGGCGAUAAAGAACGUGUCUGGAAUAAAAUAGAAAAGGUGGGAAUAAUAGAAGACUUCUUAUACCAAUUAGAAGAUAGUUUCUUAAAGACCAAGAAACUCAGAACAGCGAGGAGGCAGAAAAUGAAAAUGAAGCGGCUUCAAAGUGAACAGCCGUGCUAGGCCUGCUAGGAGGAAAGAGGCUCCCAUCCUGCACCAGAGAUGGCAAGAGAGGACAUUAAUAUAGCAGGAGUUUGACAGCUGGGACAACAAAGGCUGGCCUUCAAAUUAAUGAGGUGUCCCCUCCUGUACAGCUCAUCUUUAGCAACCAGCUCCUGCACUUCAUUAGUCUCAUCUGACAGGAA